Messenger RNA from Bathycoccus prasinos, 978 nucleotides. RefSeq lists its product with no specific name. The coding region runs from base 1 to 978 and encodes 325 amino acids. NCBI's taxonomy places the organism in Eukaryota, Viridiplantae, Chlorophyta, Mamiellophyceae, Mamiellales, Bathycoccaceae. The record is from RefSeq and is a predicted model, not a curated record. Gene Ontology annotation, biological process: vesicle-mediated transport; intracellular protein transport; vesicle fusion. Gene Ontology annotation, cellular component: membrane; endomembrane system; SNARE complex. The transcript has a single exon. Gene Ontology annotation, molecular function: SNARE binding; SNAP receptor activity.
AUGUCGUACACUCGCCUGACGAACGACGGCGAGAAUGAUAACGAUGCGAAUAAAAGUGGAAUCUUACGCGAGGCGAUUUCCACCCACGCGAACCGCGUCCAAUCGCUCAUUUUCCAACUCCAAACGAACGUCUCGACGUUUAAACGACUCGUGGACCAACUGGGAACGGCGCGAGAUACGAAGGACCAAAGAGCGAAACUGCACAAACUGAGAGAAUCGAUAGGUCAAAUGGCGAAAGAGAGUUCGGUGUUGGUGAAAAAGUUGGCGAGAUUGGUGACGGAUUUAGUGCACGAGGAGCAAGAUCAAGAGUACGAGUACGAAGCGGGCGAGGACGAGGACGACGCGGAAAGUUUAGCGGAGAGGCAUAAAAAGUUGGUGAAGGAUUUACACGCGACGUUGAAGGAUUUUCAGAGAGCGCAAAGGGCGUGCGCGGAGAGAGAGAGCACGUUUUUACCGCAAAAGGAGAUUGGCAACGAAGCGGCGAAGAGUAAAAAGAAAGGGUACGGAGCGACUGGAGGGAAGAACAACAAUAGCGCCGCCGCGGACGUGGCCAUGAGUGGCGAACGAGGUGGACAGUUUUACCAAGGCGGGCAAAUGGUAGACGAGGAGCAACAACACGCGCCUUUGCUGAUGGAACAUAAAAGCCAAGGGCAGAAGGAGAUGACCGCGGUGGAAAUCGACAUGCGAUUUAACGAUCAGUUAAUCGAGGAACGAGAGAGAGGCAUCGCGGAGAUUCAGCAACAAAUUGGCGAAGUGAAUGAGAUUUUCCAAGAUUUAGCGGUGUUGGUAAACGAGCAAGGGAACAUGAUUGACGAUAUCGAGGCGAAUAUCGUGAGUACGGCGGUGAGAACGAAAGAGGCGCAGAAGGAGUUGACAAAGGCGGAUAAGAGUCAAAAGAGUGCGAGGAAUAAGAUGGUGUGUUUAGCAAUCACCGUCUUUACUGCGCUGAUUAUCUUGAUUCUGUUUUUGCUGCAGUAA